Messenger RNA from Protopolystoma xenopodis, 453 nucleotides. Lineage: Eukaryota; Metazoa; Platyhelminthes; Monogenea; Polystomatidea; Polystomatidae. The record is from the annotation of a GenBank genome assembly.
AUGUCCUCUUCUCGCUCCAAUAUCUCCAUCAUGGUGCUUACUGCCUUCUCACCUGAGAUGUUUGUGUACAUGGAUUGUAAAAGGGCUAUGCGCUCCAUCUGUGAAUUUAUUGCAAGUCAGUGCAGCCGGGAACGGAAGGAUCACAAGCGCUGGCUACAUAGUGUAAUAGUCGCCGCCUAUUUCUGUCUUUCGGUGUGGCUAGUACAUCGAUCCCGUAUAAUUCUUGCUGAUCGAGAGUCUCUGAAAGCCGUCCUUGAAACGAUCGAACUUGGAAUUUCGGGUUCAAAAUCAUCUGUAAGCCCCGGUUUUGCUCUCGCUUCUGAGGCUGGUACUAAUUCCGCACCACCUCAGCCGGCCAUCUCGGUCUCUGGUUUACUAUCGGGCCAGACCGGAGUUGUGCUGAAAGCAGAUAAGCCAAUGGCACCUGCCUCAAGGAGAGUACGCGAAGCCGCU